CCGUGGCCAAGUGAGCUCCGCCGGGACGGCCCGGGACCGCCGCUGCCGGGACCCCGCGGGCUCCGCUCCGGAGGGAUUGGGGGGCGGGAGGCUCCUCCCGGCGGAGCCCCCCGAGGGCGCCUGACCGCCCGCCCUGCGCUCCCUCCCUUCCCCGCAGAUGGCUCUCCCGCUGCCGCUGCCGCUGCUCCUCCUGGCCGCCGCCGCCGCCGCCGCCGCCUGGUCGGGCUCGCCGUCGUCCAAGUUCGCCAUCGACUUCCUGCCGGGGCUGGCCAAGCAGCCGGCCUUCGAGCAGUACACGGGCUACCUGAGCGUGGACGGAGACCAGCACCUGCACUACUGGUUCGUGGAGGCGGAGGAGGCGGAUGCGGAGAAGCCGCUGGUGCUCUGGCUGAACGGGGGUCCCGGCUGCAGCUCCAUCGCCGGCCUUCUGAGCGAGCACGGGCCUUUCAGGGUCCAGCCAGAUGGAGUCACCUUGAAGUACAAUGACUAUGCCUGGAAUAAGCUCGCUCACAUCCUCUACCUGGAGUCCCCAGUCGGUGUCGGCUACUCCUACUCGGAUAGCCAACACUACCAAACCAACGACACAGAGGUGGCCCGCGUCAACUACCUGGCCCUGAAAGAGUUCUUCAACCUGUUCCCGGAGCACCUGCCCAAAGACCUCUACCUGGCUGGAGAGAGCUAUGGCGGGAUCUACAUCCCCACCCUGGCCCAGUGGGUCAUGCAGGACGCCAGCCUCAACUUGAAGGGCCUCUCGGUGGGCAACGGGCUCUCCUCCUACGAGACCAACGACAACUCCCUGGUCUACUUCGCCUACUACCACGGCCUCCUGGGGAACCAGCUCUGGGGCGACCUGCAGCGCUUCUGCUGCUCUGGAGAAAAGUGCAACUUCCACAAAAACCCGAAUCUGAACUGCACGGCUGCUAUGAUGGAGGUGAUCCACAUUGUGGACGAAUCCGGCCUCAAUAUCUACAACCUCUAUGCCCCCUGCGCUGGGGGGGUGCCGGGGAAAUUCAGCUACCUGGAUGGGACCCUUGUGACUCACGACCUGGGCAACCGCUUCUACUGGCACCCCCUGCGCAGCCUUUGGAGGGAGGUGAGCAGAAGCGGCCGCUUGGGGCGCGAGGACGGCCGGGCUGGCCUGGGCACGAGCCCUGCUGGGGAAGAUGGGUUGGGGGGUCCCUGGGGACGCCCAGGAGGGGUCUCGUUCAGGGCGGGAGACUCUCUUGGGGACACAAGCCACCUUGCUAGAAACGCCCGACUGACACGGCCCGAGAAAGCAGAGCGAAGGUUUUGUGCGCUUCUGUGGGCCCCCUCGACACCCCCCACCCCCCAAACUCGGGCAGCCGUGGAUUUAAGUCAAUUCCCCAGAACCCAGGAGGGGGGGAGGGGGGGAA
Molecule: messenger RNA, 1394 nt
Organism: Notechis scutatus (mainland tiger snake)
Lineage: Eukaryota; Metazoa; Chordata; Lepidosauria; Squamata; Elapidae
Source: RefSeq, a predicted model, not a curated record